Penicillium subrubescens is the source of this 1125-nucleotide messenger RNA. RefSeq lists its product as uncharacterized. NCBI's taxonomy places the organism in Eukaryota, Fungi, Ascomycota, Eurotiomycetes, Eurotiales, Aspergillaceae. The transcript is spliced from 8 exons. Gene Ontology annotation, molecular function: ATP binding; MAP kinase activity. The coding region runs from base 1 to 1125 and encodes 374 amino acids. Gene Ontology annotation, biological process: stress-activated MAPK cascade; cellular response to oxidative stress; protein phosphorylation. The record is from RefSeq and is a predicted model, not a curated record. Gene Ontology annotation, cellular component: nucleus; cytoplasm.
AUGUCUAGAUCAUUGGGUACAACACCUAUCCCUGGGCAGGGCAUGGCCCAGUUCACCCAGAAGAACAUAAUGGGGACACUGUUUGAAACUACAGAAAGGUAUCAACAUUUGGAGCCUGUUGGUAUGGGUAUCUCUGGACUUGUUUGCUCCGCCCGAGACCAAAUUGGGCACCAAACUGUUGCAGUAAAGAAGUUGUGCGAACCCUUCAAGACAGACAACAUUGCAAAACAUAUGUAUCGUGAGGUCAAAUUAUUGAAACAACUUCAACAUGACAAUAUCAUUCAUUUAAACGACAUUUUCAUAUCUCCAUCUGAAGAAAUUUAUCUCGUCACCGACCUGAUGGCGACAGAUCUCCACACUCUUUUGGAAGCAAAGAAAGUCGACAAUCAAUUUACGCAAUACUUUUUAUAUCAGAUAAUGCGAGGUCUCAAAUACGUCCACUCAGCCGGUGUCGUCCAUCGUGAUCUCAAACCAAGCAACAUCCUAGUCAACGAAAACUGCGAUCUCAAAAUCUGUGACUUUGGAUUAGCCCGGGUACAAGAAUUACAAAUGACAGGUUACGUCGCGACGAGAUACUACCGAGCACCAGAGAUCAUGCUCACGUGGAGGCGAUACAACGAGAAAGUCGAUAUCUGGAGUGCUGGAUGCAUCUUUGCCGAAAUGAUGACGGGUCGACCACUGUUCUUAGGGAAGAAUCAUAUUGACCAGUUCUGUGUUAUCACGCAGCUUUUGGGGAAUCCACCGGAUAAUGUUGUUGCCAACAUUACAAGUCAAAAUACUUUGAAUUUUAUCAGAUCUCUUCCUAAGAGAUCUCGUAAAUCUUUAGCCACUCUUAUCCCCACGGCUAGCAGAAAAGCGAUCAAUCUACUGGAUAAGUUACUCCAAUUCGAUCCACAGAAACGCUGUUCUGCCGUCGACGCACUCGAAUCCCAAUACCUUGCUCCAUAUCAUGACCCUGAGGAUGAGCCUGAGGCACCACAAUCUUUUGACUGGUCAUUCCUGGAAGCCGAUCUUCCUGCAGAUGUCUGGAAGACUAUCAUGUACGCGGAGGUAUUAGGUUAUCAUGAGAAAUCCGGCGCGCCGUUCCAGUUGACUGCGCCAUUUGAUGGCAUGGACUUAGGUUGA